GGAACUACAGAGUUUAGUCUUUUGCUCGUGUUGGUGUCACCCAACGAGGUGCAGGGACUGUCUCCCUCGGUCGAGUCGCGAAUUGUGCUUGCUACGAUUGAUCGAGCAAAAGACUUUUGCUCGUGUUGGUGUCACCCAUCGAGGUGCAGGGACUGUCUCCCUUGGUCGAGUCGCGAAUUGUGCUUUCUACGAUUGAUUGAGCAAAAGACUUUUCACGUAGCCCGUCAUGAGGCCGAUUCUGCUGAAGGGGCAUGAAAGGCCAUUGACGUUUUUGAAGUAUAACAGAGACGGAGAUCUCUUGUUCUCCUGCGCGAAGGAUCACAAUCCCACUGUCUGGUACUCGCACAAUGGAGACCGCUUGGGCACUUACCGUGGCCACAACGGUGCCGUCUGGUGCUGCGACGUCUCGAGACACACAGAGCGUUUAAUCACAGGUUCUGCUGAUCAGUCAGCUAACAUUUGGGAUGUGGAGACCGGAGCGAAGCUGCACACGUUCGGCUUUGAGUCACCGGCCAGGGCUGUUGAUUUUGCCGAAGGGGAUAAAUUGUGUGUUAUUAGUACCGAUCCCUUCAUUGGCGCCCCAUCUGAAAUUCACGUCAAGCGUGUGGAGAAGGAUCACUCCAAGCAGAGCAGCGAAUCUCUUUUUGUAAUCAAGGGACCUACUGGACGUAUCAACCGAGCUGUGUGGGGUCCUCUCAACAAGACUAUCAUCAGUGCUGGCGAAGAUUGCCUCGUGCGUAUGUGGGAUGCCGAGACAGGAAAGCUGAUCAAGCAGAGUGACCCAGAUGCUGGACAUCAGAAGGUGGUUUCAUCGCUUGCCAAGUCAGCUGACGGAUCCCAUUUCAUCACCGGUUCUCAUGACAAGUCAGCCAAGUUAUGGGAUAUUCGCACUUUGGAAGUGCUGAAGACAUACAGCACCGAAAGACCUGUAAAUGCCGCGGCAAUCUCACCUCUUUUGGAUCACGUUGUUAUCGGAGGAGGUCAAGAUGCGUCUCAGGUGACAAUGAGUGACAGAAGAGCAGGAAAGUUCGAAGCCAAGUUUUUCCACAAGAUAUACGAGGAGGAAAUUGGCGGUGUCAAGGGACACUUUGGGCCAAUUAACGCCCUUGCAUUCAACACAGAUGGCAGAAGCUUUUCGAGUGGGGGAGAAGAUGGUUACGUUCGCAUUCAUCACUUCGACGCAGAUUAUUAUCACAUUAAGAUGUAAUAACAUUUAUUUAUGCGUAUGUCCUGUAUAUGAUAACAUGUCACGUGCAGUAAAAGAUAAUCUCUUCUCCCAGAGUCAUAUACCGUCCUUGAAAAAUUUUGCAGACUUAGAAGUUUUCAUUUGCAAAUGUUGGAAUAUUGUUAUUCAAGAAAAAAGUUCCGGAAAUUCAAUUCCAACGUACAUUGUUUUCCAAAGUAAUUUGAACGAAGUUGUGCCUCA
Molecule: messenger RNA, 1426 nt
Organism: Marchantia polymorpha subsp. ruderalis
Lineage: Eukaryota; Viridiplantae; Streptophyta; Marchantiopsida; Marchantiales; Marchantiaceae
Source: the annotation of a GenBank genome assembly